AUGCCUUCGGGCACGGCGCCGCCCAACAGCAGCUUUGGGCAGUACCUUUGGGCAGAGCUGAACCCCAACGCGGCUGCGCCGCCCUCCGCCAUGCGCCAGGGCCUACUGGAGAGGCAGCGAGUGUACAAUGCUAUCCUGCUUGUGCCCUUCCAGCUGGAGCGUCUGCUGUGGUAUGGCCUGCUUGUGUGCCUGGACUCCUUCCUGGCGGUAUUUACGGUCCUCCCGGUGCGGCUGCUGGGGGCGCUGACCACCGCAGUGGGGCGCCUCCGCCGCGGAGGGGGGUCCUUGCACGGCGACCAGCUCUUCGACAUGCUCUGCGUGUUCAUUUUCGGCGCCACGAUCGCGUUUUUGAGAUUCCUGCCUGCCGGGACCAUCUACUUCUGGCUCAAGGACCUCACGCAGGAGUUCCUCAAGCUGCAUGUCGUGCAUGGAGCUGUGGAGAUCUUUGACAAGAUCUCCUGUGCCUUUGUGGUGGAUGCGCUGGAUGCUCUGUCUGGCACCUGUGGCCUCUACCUCAGCACCAGUGGCCGAAGGUGGCACCUGGCGCAGCUGGGCGCUGACCUGGCAGUGACCCUGGCGCUGGUGCUGUUCCAUUCGGUGGUGCUCAUCUGCCAGUUCAUGACAUUUUCGGUCGCCAUGAACUCCAAACGCUCCAACGCCCUCAUCGCCCUUCUCAUCGCAUCCAACUUCGUGGAGAUCAAGGGCACGGUGUUCAAGCGGUUUGACCCAACCAAGCUGUUUGUGCUGGUCGGCCAGGACGUGACUGAGCGCUUCCACCUCCUGCUCUCGCUGCUCUUUGUAGUUGUGGAGGAGAUGGACAACUCGGGCAGCCCGCGGCCGAGCCCGGAGCUGCUCCGGUGCUGCGGCUACAUCUUCGGCGCGGAGAUCCUGAUCGACAUCACCAAGCACGCAGUGCUGUCCAAACUCAAUGACAUCCGCCCGGCAGUCUACCAGCGCUUCAUGCGGGAUGUGUGCGAGAAGGCCAAGGGCGGCCAGAGCCACACGGCGCACCGAGUUGUGGCCUUUGAGCCCUACGCACCCGCCGCCCUGUUUCUGCGAAUCGCUGUCACUGCGCUCAUAGUGAGCAGGAGCGAGCAGCCGCUGAUGCAGGCUGGCUGGCGGGGACCGUGGCAGGUAGUUUCGCUGGGUGCAUACUGCAUUGCUGCAUGGGUGGCAGUCUUUGUGGCCAAGGCUGCGCUGGGAUUCUCCCUGCGUGGAAUCGCCUUGCACUUCCUGAGACGCCAUCCCAAGGCCUGA
Molecule: messenger RNA, 1257 nt
Organism: Coccomyxa subellipsoidea C-169
Lineage: Eukaryota; Viridiplantae; Chlorophyta; Trebouxiophyceae; Coccomyxaceae
Product: DUF747-domain-containing protein
Exons: 9
Coding region: 1-1257 (418 amino acids)
Biological process (GO): maintenance of protein localization in endoplasmic reticulum
Cellular component (GO): endoplasmic reticulum membrane
Source: RefSeq, a predicted model, not a curated record